GUAGGUUGAUGGGAAGGUAGCAAAAUGGCGGCGUUAUCUGCACGUUGUAUUAGAUCAAUUGCUCGUGUUUCGGUGCAAAUAUCGAAAACAGCUUUGAAUGCGAACAGCGCGACACAAGCAAGAAGUUUGUCCUCUGCAGUGGGAAAGUCCAUUCUUCGAGACUGUGGAUUACUCAAGACGAUAGCAAGGGAUAAUGUAGUUGGAAAACUUGCCAGGAGACACACAAGAUUAUCAGCAGCAGUUAAUCAAAUAUUGUUUACAUCUGUUGUGGAUAUGAUGUGUGAAGAUGAGGAGGGAAAUGGUGAUGAUGAUAUCACCAUGUCAGAACUUGUUACUGAUGAGGAUGAAAUAUUGAAAGUUUCGCGAAUGAAGUGCUUUUAUGGGCAAUGCGUCAUAUUUUCUGAGCUUAACAUAUUGAAAAAGUUUUAUCAUCGCUCCACAAUUAGUAGCAGGCUCUGAUUUUAUCUAUGGUUGAAAGACAGUAAGCAACUUUAUUUUUGGUUU
This is a messenger RNA of Pocillopora verrucosa, 504 nucleotides long. RefSeq lists its product as uncharacterized. The record is from RefSeq and is a predicted model, not a curated record. Lineage: Eukaryota; Metazoa; Cnidaria; Anthozoa; Scleractinia; Pocilloporidae.